AUGCAGAUGCAUGAGAUGCAGUACAUUGAAAUGGUUGGCUUGCCGUCAAAAAAAGAGGAAGCCAUUACGAGCCCGAAGACGAACGAGGAACUCAAAGAAAUCAUGCAUCGAGCUUAUUCCGACGAUCCGAAUGCUUUCACCUUGAGUCAGGAACUAAUUGUUGCUCUUGGUUCCUUAGUAAGAACGGAGCCGAAGCUCUUUGUCGAGAUGUUUAGACUACGAAUUGGACUGAUUAUACAGGUUCUUGCUUCAGAGCUGGCACGAAUAAGGAACCUUUCAGCUGCCGACGCAGCCGAAAAUUUGAUGACUAUAAGUCCGUUUGAACUAAAAUCUAUGUUGUUUUCGUUGCUGAGCGGUAGACUCCUGGAAGAGUGA
This is a messenger RNA of Cooperia oncophora, 375 nucleotides long. Lineage: Eukaryota; Metazoa; Nematoda; Chromadorea; Rhabditida; Trichostrongylidae. The record is from the annotation of a GenBank genome assembly.